AUGCCCCAGACCAUGUUCAGCUCUCCCAGUGGCUACAGCCCCCACCUGGCCUGCACUGAGCCUGUGGAGGAGCAGGAGGAGGCCCCGCGGGAGGGUCCGGGCUCUGGGGCCUGCCUCUCCAACGGACCCCCCAUCACCUCUGCCUCUCUGGACACGCUCAUCCAGAACCUGGUGCCCACUGCCGAUUACUACCCUGAAAAAGCCUAUGUGUUUACCUUUCUGCUGAGCGCGCGCCUCUUCAUCUCGCCUCCGGACCUGCUGGCCCGCGUUUGUGAACUGUGCAUCAAGCAGCAGCAGCUGGACCAGAGCCCUCUGGACACGGCAAAAGUGCGCAAAUUUGGUCCCAAAAUCCUGCAGCUGCUGACGGAGUGGACCGAGACGUUUCCCUCGGACUUUAGAGAUGACAAGAUGGUCGGACAACUGAAAGAUUUCAUUCACAGGAUCGCUCCAUGUGAUGAAGCGUACUGGAAGAGCCUGAACCAGCUGCUGCAGAAGCUGAGCCAGAGGUUGGCGUUGAUGAGCCAGGGGGAGGAGAGCAUCGUGAAGGUCUCGCUCACUGCCUCCUCCAUCUCUGACAAACUGGUGGCCUUCAAAACCAAGCCUCCCCCCAUCACCAAGGACAUGCUCUCCAUCUGCAAUGACCCCUACACACUGGCCCAGCAGCUCACCCACAUCGAGCUGGAACAUCUCAGACGGAUUGAACCAGAAGAAUUUGUCCAGGCCUUUGUGCAGAAAGACCCGUUGGAUGGAACUCAGCCGUGCUUCGGUGAUCAGAAAAAGAAGACCACAAACCUGGAGGCCUACGUCAGGUGGUUCAACCGACUGUGUUACCUGGUUGCCACGGAGAUCUGCAUGCCCGCAAAGAAGAAGCAGAGAGCCACGGUCAUAGAGUUCUUCAUCGAUGUGGCCAGAGAGUGUUUUAAUAUCGGAAAUUUCAAUUCACUCAUGGCCAUCAUAUCUGGAAUGAACAUGACCCCCGUGUCCCGCCUGAAGAAGACCUGGGGCAAAGCCAAGACUGCCAAAUUCUUCAUUCUGGAGCAUCAGAUGGACCCCACGGGGAACUUCUACAACUACAGGACGGCUCUGAGGGGGGCGGCCCAUCGCUCACGCACUGCCAACAGCAACAGAGAGAAGGUUGUCAUCCCAUUCUUCAGUCUGCUCAUCAAAGAUAUUUACUUCCUGAAUGAGGGGUGCGCCAACCGCCUUCCCAAUGGCCAUGUCAACUUUGAGAAAUUCAUGGAGCUGGCGCGACAGGUCGGGGAGUUUAUGACAUGGAAACAGGUGGAGUGUCCGUUUGAGGAGGAUCGGUCCAUCCUGCACUACCUCCACACUGCCCCCAUAUUCAGCGAAGACGGACUUUACCUUGCAUCAUAUGAAAGCGAAAGUCCAGAAAACCAGGUCGAGAAAGACCGAUGGAAAGCACUCAGGGCGAACGUGUUGGCAAAGACAUGA
Knipowitschia caucasica is the source of this 1452-nucleotide messenger RNA. The record is from the annotation of a GenBank genome assembly. NCBI's taxonomy places the organism in Eukaryota, Metazoa, Chordata, Actinopteri, Gobiiformes, Gobiidae.